AUGUCGCAUAUCAACGUUGAGAGUGCAUACAAGGAAUUCUGCGACCCCUCACCCCUUUGGCCGUUUGGUGGCGCCGAUAACGCCGCAGCGCUGCACCCCAGCAUCGCUGCCCAUGUGGCGGUGCACGUGCUCGCCACCCUGCGCCCCGCCGACAAGCGCAGCCUGCGCGCCGUCAACCGUGCCUGCCGCGCGCUCGUCAACGCCUCCGCGCCCCGCCUGCGCGUCACCACCGCGGCCGGCUUCCGCGCGCUCUGCGCGGCCGCGCGCGGCGGCCGCCUGCCUGCGCUGCGCGAGCUAGAGCGUGAUGCACGCGGAAGCUUCUCGGACGAGCGCGACCUGCUGCUCGCCGCGCCCCUGCCGCGCGGACUGGGCGGGGUCACGGCGCUCGUGCUCCGCUGCGGGAGCUGCCACGCGCGCGUGCGGCUGCAGACCAAGACGGUCAAAGCGAUGGUGGCGCAGCUAGGGGCGCUGCCGGCCCUGCGGCGGCUCGAGGUGUGGAUGCGCGACGACGCGUCGUCCGCCAAGGCGGCGACGGUUAUCAAGGCUGCGGCCAAGCAUCCUGGGCUGCAGGUUUUGAGGCUGCCAAGCACCUACGCGUUCGGCAAGGGCAGCCUGGCCCUGAGCCGGUCGCUUGCCCGCGGCGCUUGGCAACAGCUGCAGCAGCAGCGCCGUGCGUGA
Molecule: messenger RNA, 678 nt
Organism: Monoraphidium neglectum
Lineage: Eukaryota; Viridiplantae; Chlorophyta; Chlorophyceae; Sphaeropleales; Selenastraceae
Exons: 2
Coding region: 1-678 (225 amino acids)
Source: RefSeq, a predicted model, not a curated record